GAAUCUAUGAAUCUAGCAUACUCUAAAACAAUACUCCUCUACCACAAUUGCAUGGAUUCCGUCAUUGCAGAUUUUCUUCAUGUUCGAAACCUGACAGGGUCCCAUUGUCGGCAGGCUCUAUGACACCUUCGGUGCUCGAUACCUUAUCAUAGGGGGGACCUUCUUUCAUGUCUUUGGGCUGAUGAUGGCCUCCAUCUCGAAAGAAUAUUACCAGAUCUUGCUCUCCCAAGGACUGUGUAGCGCCAUUGGAGCGUCCGCGAUUUUUCAACCAGGUAACACCCUUUCCUUUCCGAGGAAGUUGGCCUGGAAGCUAACGACAUCAGCACUCAACGCUGUCAGCGUCUGGUUCAACCGCAAGCGCGGCAUUGCCUUCGCAACUUUAUCAACAGGCUCCAGUGUUGGCGGGGUCAUCUUCCCCAUCAUGGUAGACCGUCUCGUAGCCCAAGUCGGGUUUGCCUGGACCAUGCGGAUUUCGGCCUUCAUGAUUUUAUUCCUCCUCGCGAUCGCCAUUGUGACCGUGAAAGCGCGGUCUCCCCCACAGCAAGGCCCAAAGCCAUCCCGCGACCAGCUGGUCAAGCCGUUCAAGGAACCAGUCUUCUUCCUCACCCUGUUGGGAUAUAUGCUCCUCACCUAUGGCGUCUUCAUCCCCAUCAACUAUGUCAUCGUUGAGGCCGUCGCAAGCGGCAUGGAUGCAGAUCUGGCCGCAUACCUAGUGCCCAUGCUGAACGCAGCCAGUCUUUUCGGCCGUCUCAGCGCUGGAUUCAUGUCGGAUAAGUACGGUCGGUAUAACAUUUUUAUCGUGAUGUGCAUCCUUGCUGGCGUGCUCGUUCUUGCGCUUUGGAUCCCUGCCGCGUCCACGGCGCCCACCAUCGUCUUUGCGAUUAUCUUUGGCUUUGCGUCGGGGGCGUACGUGAGUCUGUCACCCGCUCUGAUCGCGCAGAUCUCCCCUUUGAAAGAGAUUGGGUAUCGCACCGGGCUGCUGUUCUUGUUUGCGUCGGUGGGAGGGCUGACGACGAGUCCGAUUGCGGGGGCGAUUCUGCAGAACGGUGGUGGGGACUAUACUCAUAUGAAGAUCUUCUCGGGGAUGAUGCUCUUAGGUGGUACGGGCUUUAUUGUUGCCGCGCGAUUCGUCAAGACAGGGUUCAAGCUGGCGGAAAAGUUUUAGAAGGGACACAUUUGAUCUGCGGCAAAUCUGCCCCAGGAACACAUUGGCUGGGAAAGUCUAGAUAGAACAGAUUCCGGGCACAUAAUCUGACAGGUCCUAAAUAGAUCGACUGACAAUACCUCCGUUUGGGAGGACUUGGCAGCAAGAAAUUAAUAUCAAAUUCUCUCUGACGAUUGGUCACUUCGGUGGUGUUUGUCCCUGUUGGCAGUGCAACGUAUAUGGCGUGACUUAAGGGAUCAUCGGCGACGAUCAUUCGCCGAAAAAGGAAUAACGUAGAAGAUUCUAAAAUCCGUUUCUUUACCACUCAUUUCCGAUGUGACGUGGACAAGGCUGGAAGGAUUCUCUGUGUGCAACAGUGCGGUUGCUUGUGAAGAUAACU
This is a messenger RNA of Aspergillus alliaceus, 1544 nucleotides long. RefSeq names its product major facilitator superfamily domain-containing protein. Gene Ontology annotation, biological process: transmembrane transport. Gene Ontology annotation, cellular component: fungal-type vacuole membrane. Gene Ontology annotation, molecular function: transmembrane transporter activity. The transcript is spliced from 3 exons. The record is from RefSeq and is a predicted model, not a curated record. The coding region runs from base 182 to 1165 and encodes 327 amino acids. Lineage: Eukaryota; Fungi; Ascomycota; Eurotiomycetes; Eurotiales; Aspergillaceae.